Messenger RNA from Symbiodinium sp. CCMP2592, 840 nucleotides. The record is from the annotation of a GenBank genome assembly. NCBI's taxonomy places the organism in Eukaryota, Dinophyceae, Suessiales, Symbiodiniaceae.
AUGACAGAUGCCCCGGACCAGGAGAUGCAUCCGAACAGCCAGGCAGCUGCCGAGACCCCCGCCUUGGUGGUCAAUCUGUUGAAGCACCUCAAGGAGAACCCGCUUCCCGAUGAAAUCAUCAACUGCGCAACGGAGCCAGAGGAUGAGAUGACAGUGCCCCUUCUGCUCCCACCAACGCCGAUGGAAGGCUUUACCCGGGAUGUGACCCGGCACGAGUAUUACAGCGAGCAAAAGAAGUGGGUGGAGCAGAUGCUGCUGAGGAGCAGCCAGAAGUAUUCGUGUGCGGUGGUCACCAGAGACAAUGUGGCCAGGCCCUUCUUGCAGCAGCUGGACCAGAUCCUGCCGGUGCCACUGCGUUCCGUGGCACGACCCUCGAGCAAGGAGCUGCAAGAGAUCUGGCAGUUGUACUUUUACCAGAUGGCCGGGGACUCCGGCCGCCUCUCGAUGUCCACUGACUGGGGCUUGCCCGAAUUGCGCAUCUGCUGCGAAGGCAAGGAGAUCUACUUGGGGUUCCCCGUGAAGAAGCUAGCCGGCAACACGACGGCCGAGAUGCUGCAGCACCUGGAGCGGAUGCGUGCAGAAGAGUUCCUCACGGCAGUUGAGCGGGAUGGCUGGUGUGUGACAUGCCGCCCUGGGAGGGGAGUCGUGCUGCCCACGAAUUGUUUGUUCGUUCAUCUGAGCCUGCAGGGACCUGAGACCUGCCACGGAGCCAGGAUUCACAUCGUGUCUGACAAAAGCCUCCAGACGGCUCUCACUCACCUGGAGAGGCAGGUCCAACAGGACCCGACACUGGAGUCCAAAAGAACCGGCCAGCUGCUGAAGUGGAUCCGCGAGAGGUGA